CAAAACAAACAAAUCCCGCCGGCUUCUUCUUUCAGCUCUCUCUCAUCACUACUAAAAAACAAACAAAAAAACUAAUUCCCGAUCUCAAUUCAAUUAAAUUAUUAAACAACUUUCCGGUACCGGUUUUCAUGAUGUUCCGGUUAAGUUCCGGCGAUAUCGCCGGAUUCAAACUACUGUUUUCAUUAGCGAUCAUGUACGGAAUGAUGUCAAUGGUAGCGUAUUACGUUAUGCAUAUGAAAUUUAUCACUCCCUUAGGUCUUGAUGCUCCUUUGGAUCGAUUUUCUGAAGCUAGAGCUAUUGAACACGUUCGUGUUCUUGCUCACGAAAUUGACGGUCGUCAGGAAGGGCGACAAGGAUUACAUGAUGCUGCUAAGUAUAUUAGGACGCAUUUGGAAAUGUUGAAGGAUCGUGCUGGACCUAAUGUAAGGAUUGAAAUAGAGGAAAAUAUAGUUAAUGGCUCUUUCAAUAUGAUGUUUUUAGGUCACAGCUUGUCUCUUGGAUAUAGGAAUCACACAAAUAUAGCAAUGAGGAUUUCUUCUGUAGAAUCAACAUGUACAGACCCUUCUAUUUUAUUAAAUGCACAUUUCGACAGUCCACCUGGUUCACCAGGUGCCAGUGAUUGUGGUUCUUGUGUUGCAUCUAUUAUGGAGCUAGCAAGAAUAACAGUUGAUUCAGGCUGGGUUCCUCCUAAACCCCUUAUAUUUCUGUUCAACGGUGCUGAAGAACUUUUUAUGCUUGGUUCACAUGGAUUUAUAACAAGUCAUAAGUGGCGCGAUACAAUUGGUGCUUUUAUAAAUUUGGAGGCAUCUGGGAGUGGAGGACUUGAUUUCGUCUGCCAAUCUGGACCUGGGUCUUGGCCUUCACAAGUCUAUGCUCAAUCAGCUGUACAUCCUAUGGGCAAUAGUGCAGCUCAGGACAUAUUUGCUCUUGUUCCCGGAGAUACUGAUUACAGAAUGUUUGCCACUGACUAUGGGAGCAUUCCUGGACUGGACAUUAUCUUUGUCAACGGGGGUUAUUAUUAUCAUACCUCUACUGAUUCGGUAGAAAGAUUAUUACCUGGAAGCCUUCAAGCUCGUGGGGACAACUUAUUUAAUGUGGUUAAAGCCUUCACUAAUUCGUCUAAGCUGGAAAAUUCACAUGAUCGUAAACUUAAGGCAGUCUCCGGUGUGGAACUCGAUGAUGAGCAACCUAUGUUUUUUGAUUACUUGUCAUGGUUCUUGGUUUAUUACUCUAGAAGGCAAGGGAUGGUAUUUCAUAGCCUCCCUGUUGUCAUCUUCCUACUUCUUCCAUUCUUUCUGCGGUUUUCAAAGUGGGGUCUGCUAUGCUCAAUUGCUGCCUUAUGUGACUUCGUGAAAGGAACCUUGUUCCAUAUUAUCGGGGUUCUCUUUGCUGUUGUAUUCCCAGCUAUUUUUUCUAUCCUGAGGCUGUUAUUCACUGGACAGUCAAUGAACUGGUUCGCUCAUCCAUACUUGGCUUAUAUGAUGUUUGUUCCAUGCUCACUUGCUGGGAUGUUAAUUCCAAGAUUGCUUUGGAAUUUUUUCCCUCUCUCUCAAGCUGGCUAUAUUUACAAAUCAUCAAAAGAGGAACUUGUUGAGGAAGCUCGGUAUUGGGGUGCAUUUGGCUUAUAUGCGUUCAUCAGUAUGGCUUAUUUCACUGCUGGAUUAAGUGGAGGCUUCUUAACCUUGUCGUUAGCUGCUUUUAUGGUUCCUUCAUGGAUUAUUUUUCGCUUAUCUGUCAAGUAUUAUGGCCGUGAAUCACUAAGGUCAGCAGCAUUGUUAGUGGUACCUUCAAUACCUUGCUUUCUGCAUUCGGUAUAUUUUACUGGGUUUCUAGUUCAGUUUUUAAUUGAGAAGAUGGGUAUGAUGGGCUCCCUUCCACUUCCUCAUGGCUACUUCAUCCCCGAUGUAAUAAUAUCAGCGAUUAUUGGUGCUUCAGUUGGUGUGUGUGUCGGACCUAUAUUACCAGUUAUUAGUAAUUGGUUAGCCAGAUCAUCUAUUGUGCAGUUCUUGCUGCAUACGAGUGUGAUUGCCUUGGCCCUUGCAUCACAAUUUUUUCCAUACAGCACGGAUGCACCAAAAAGGGUUGUGUUGCAACAUACUGUUGUUACAACAGAUGCACGGAACUUUAUUGAUACAAGUUAUGAUUUGUCUGUACUGGACUCCAAUGCGUUACCUUUCCUUUUCAAGCAUGCUCCUGAAGUAGCAAAGGAGCUGCGUGUAGAUUCCAAAUUUUCAUUUGAGACCGCCAAUCAGUCUCACCGAGAGACAUUCAUGGCAAUAUAUCCAUUGUCUUUCUUGUUUUCAAGAAGCUUAAAGUUCUCUGCAAGUAGGGAUGAAAUUUCGAGUCAUUAUAAAUAUUUUCCGUAUAUAUCAACUACUAAGCAAGAUACUACUUCAGUGGAUGGUUCUCGCAAAGUUCAUUUGGAAUUUUCAUUGGGUUCCUUGAAGGAGGUAUGGGUUUCGGUUCUCAACAUAACAGGCCCCAUUUCUGGCUGGUCAUUUGCAAACAAUACCCUUCCAGCUCCCGAAAUUGUGAAAGGUACCCCGCCGUCAUAUAUAUGUAGACUAAGUGGCGUAGCCAAGGAAAACUGGUCUUUUUGGCUGGAGACAAAUGGUCCGGGAGAUAUACGUAUUGAAGUUGGUGUUGUAGAACAACACUUGAUGGAAUCCAUGAAGAAAUUGAAGAGCCGUUUUCCAGAGUGGGUGGAUGUCAUUGCAUUUUCAAGUUUUCUAUCGACAUAUAUUUUCUAGUCUAUAUAGAAAUUAUUCACAUUACAAAGUAUUGUAUUGCUAUAGUGAGAGAUAGUAGUGGCAUUAGAAGCUUUGUCUGCUUCGAUGGCGAUGAGAGCGGCGGGCCACCCAGCCAGUACUACAUGAGGCGUCAAUACCCCUUUCGAAAUUUAGAUCUUGUCAUAUAUUUUCAAGUUUUCAUGGAUUUUUAAAUUUUUCUAUAGGUUUUUAAUAUUAAGCCCUCCUUUAAAUUUA
Messenger RNA from Erigeron canadensis, 2984 nucleotides. RefSeq names its product endoplasmic reticulum metallopeptidase 1. Gene Ontology annotation, biological process: proteolysis. NCBI's taxonomy places the organism in Eukaryota, Viridiplantae, Streptophyta, Magnoliopsida, Asterales, Asteraceae. The transcript has 21 exons. The record is from RefSeq and is a predicted model, not a curated record. The coding region runs from base 129 to 2750 and encodes 873 amino acids. Gene Ontology annotation, molecular function: metalloexopeptidase activity.